UGUUGUCUUGAGAAAAGCAGCUAGGGAACUUGCAAGUGCUAAUGGAUGGAAUGGAAAUAAGGCAUUUUUUGUCAUUAUUUUGGCGUUACUCCAAGGAUUGUUGUUUGCAUUAGAUGGUUGGGUCACUGCUCUCCUAAAAUCACCCUUUAAUCAAAUGUGUUUUACCAUCAACAAGAGCGAAGGGAUACCGGAUGAGAAAAAAGAUUACAUGAUUACCAAGGCAACUGAGUCAAACGAACAUU
This is a messenger RNA of Ambispora gerdemannii, 242 nucleotides long. The record is from the annotation of a GenBank genome assembly. Lineage: Eukaryota; Fungi; Glomeromycota; Glomeromycetes; Archaeosporales; Ambisporaceae.